AUGUUAUACCGGGAGCUCAGGGUGUUCUCUGGGAACACCGUGUCUGUCCCAGCAGCAUUGGCCUUUGAGGCCUGGCUGGAGCACACUAUGGAGGUGCUCCAAAUGUGUCAGGUGCCUGAGGGGGAGAAGAGGCAUAGGCUGAUGGAAUGCUUGAGGGGGCCUGCCCUCCAGGUGGUCAGCGGGCUCUGCGCCCACAACGCUGCCAUCACUGUGAAGGAGUGCCUGGCGGCCUUGCAACAGGUGUUUGGGCCUGUGGAGAGCCUCAAAAUUGCCCACGUGAAGUUUUGUAAGGCCUAUCAGGAGGUGGGAGAGAAAGUGUCUAGUUUUGUGGUCCGGUUGGAACCCCUGCUCCAAAAAGCCAUUGCAAAAAAUGCAGUAUCCCGGAGGAAUGUGAAUCAGACGCGCCUGAAACAAGUCUUAAAUGGGGCAAACCUUCCUGACAAACUUCGAGACAGGCUUAAGCUGAUGAGACAGUGGAGGAAGCCUCCCGGUUUCUUGGCCCUGGUGAAGCUGCUGCGUGAGGAGGAGGAGGAGUGGGAAGCCACCAUGGGCCCUCUGAGGGAGUGUCUGGAUGAGUUGGAAGCAGGCUUCAGGUCCCCUGCCAGGGCCUGUGGUUUCCGAGUAGUGUCUUUUCCUGGCCCUGGCAACAUUGUGCAGGCCGGGCCUUCCCAGAGUUCCCGGUGCAGGAGGGGCAGGGGCCGAAGGGGAGAUGUGCCAAGGGAUGGCUCUGGAAGUUUAGAAAAUUGGAAACACCACACAUUCUGCUAUAGUUGUGGAGAAAAUGGCCACAUCGGGGCAGAAUGUAGCAACGCUCCCAACCUCUGCUCGGUGAGGCAGAUGAGACAGGCUGCCAUAGAGUCGAGAAAUGGCAACCGGGCUUGGGAGAAGAGCCAUCCCAAGUCCAAGGACAGAUAG
Molecule: messenger RNA, 915 nt
Organism: Pipistrellus nathusii (Nathusius's pipistrelle)
Lineage: Eukaryota; Metazoa; Chordata; Mammalia; Chiroptera; Vespertilionidae
Source: the annotation of a GenBank genome assembly